Molecule: messenger RNA, 1497 nt
Organism: Leptidea sinapis
Lineage: Eukaryota; Metazoa; Arthropoda; Insecta; Lepidoptera; Pieridae
Gene: Defensin
Exons: 2
Coding region: 238-540 (100 amino acids)
Biological process (GO): defense response
Source: RefSeq, a predicted model, not a curated record
UUUACAUUCAUUGAACAGUAAAAUUAUAAUUACCUUCACUUAUUAUUCUUAUAAUAUAGACACAAUGUUUGCUUGCUUGACCUUAAAUAAAAGGCACAAACUCAUUAUGUAUUCGUCAUUAAUAAUAAUUAUUAAAAGUACUUAAACAGUUAAUGCAUUGUAUGAUGUAUCGCUUGCGGGAGUUCAAUUUCAAACCAGUCUGCGUAGUGGUCAGUUGUACGUAAAGUUUACGUCAGAAUGUACAAGGAAAUUUUUGUUAUUUUGUCUGCGUUCAUUUUGAUGCAUACGAAUGCAUUACCAAGAGAUAGCAGCGUCGUGAUAACGGAGACUGUGUCGCCAAUUGCAGAUACAAUUUCGUCGAAAGUAAAAGAACCUUCGAAUGAAAGUUUUUCGGAAACUGGUUUCUACGCUCACCAGGUUAUUUGCAAAUACGAUGCAUCAACAGAUGAACCCUUAGAAGACUCGGUGUGUCAAGACCAUUGCUUACCAAAGGGAUAUUCUUUUGGGCUAUGUGUCCGCGGAAAAUGUAGCUGUGUUUAGUUUUGUAUAAUCUGUGUAUAAUUUUCAACAUAAGCUGUAAAAAUACUAAAAUACAAAAUUUAAAAUAUUAGAUGCACACUGUCACUAGCGUUAGAACUGAAUUCUUAAGAUAAAAUAGUUCCUACGACUUUUCGUCUGCAAUUCUACGUCUGCACAGAUGAAAAAUAUAUCAACAAAAAUAACAUUUAAAUAAAUUGGUUUGUUGGAUUAGCAGGAGUUAACACAAACAGAAAAAUUCACUAAACGUUAUUGGGAUUUCUAGCACUAAUAAAAACAUCCUUAAAUAGUUUUCUCAAAUAUUUUCCACAUACAGUAAUUUGUUAUUUUGUAAUAGCAUUUACUUAUUAGGCCUUACUUCUACUAGAUUUCAACGUUUUAUUUCCAUUUAAUGUUUGAUUUACUGACUUUCCGUUAGUCAUGCUUUUUUAUGAAAAUAAGGGAAGAGACGAGCAGGAUGUUCAGCAGAUGGUAUUUGAUACGGCCUGCCCAUUACAAUGCAGUGCCGCUCAGGAUUAUUGAAAAACUCAGAAAUUCUGAGCGGCGGUACAACUGUGCUCGUCACCUUGAGACAUACGAUGUUAAGUCUCAAUUGCACAGUAAUUUCACUAGUUCAGGCGCCCUUCAGAGCGAAACACAGUAGUAAUACUUACACAUUACUCCUUCGCGGCAGAAAUAGGCGCCGUUGUGGUAACCAUAAUCAAGCCGGCAUCAUGUACAAAGAAGCCUCUCACAGUAAAUAAUGUUUAUUAAUUAUUAUGUAUCGAUAUUAAAUCUUUUUUCUAAUUUUGUUAAAAAAAAUAAUCACAAUAUAGUGAAAUUAAAAUAAAGCAGCUCUAAGUAGGAGAUUUUAUAAAGUGAAAAGUAAUUAAACUCUUGUUGUAAGAAGAAAAUAUCAUACUAAAUAAAUGCUAAAUAAAAAUUAUCAUGACAUAGUAAGUAUAUUAUAUAGAGUAAAAA